AUGGUCAAAGUCGAAAUCGUCGAAGAGCGCGACGCUCAGGAGUCCAACUCUCCCUACGCCUCCUCCUCCUCAUCCCGCACAUCAUCCUCCGUCUCCCUCUCGUCCGUUGGCUCCGAAGUUGAUGGCGAAGAGUCCUUCUACGAACGUAUCGUCGCCCUCGCCGACAUCGUACCCCCAACCACCCGGCAUAAAAUAUCCACCCGUCUCUCGAAGGUGACAGGUGGUCUGAAAACAACCACGAAGGUGGUGGGGAACCUAAUUUGGGUAGUUACGACAAGCGCAUUGUUGGUGGGCUUGCCGCUCGCCCUCGUUCUGGAGGACGAGGCAAAGAUUAUCGCACAGGAGAAGGAAAUGCUCGCGCAGCAGCAGGGUGCUCAGCAGAUGAUGGCACCUUCGAUGUACCCUCCGCCAGGUCAAGGCCAGGCACCGAAGGGUGUCGUCCCACCCGGAUUCUGA
Messenger RNA from Sparassis crispa, 456 nucleotides. RefSeq names its product Mitochondrial import receptor subunit tom22. The transcript is spliced from 2 exons. Bases 1 to 456 code for a protein of 151 amino acids. Gene Ontology annotation, biological process: intracellular protein transport. Lineage: Eukaryota; Fungi; Basidiomycota; Agaricomycetes; Polyporales; Sparassidaceae. Gene Ontology annotation, cellular component: mitochondrial outer membrane. The record is from RefSeq and is a predicted model, not a curated record.